Rhinolophus ferrumequinum (greater horseshoe bat) is the source of this 2124-nucleotide messenger RNA. Its product is annotated as bile acid receptor-like. Gene Ontology annotation, molecular function: zinc ion binding; RNA polymerase II cis-regulatory region sequence-specific DNA binding; nuclear receptor activity. NCBI's taxonomy places the organism in Eukaryota, Metazoa, Chordata, Mammalia, Chiroptera, Rhinolophidae. The transcript has 11 exons. Bases 140 to 1660 code for a protein of 506 amino acids. The record is from RefSeq and is a predicted model, not a curated record. Gene Ontology annotation, biological process: cell differentiation; lipid metabolic process; positive regulation of transcription by RNA polymerase II.
UUUGCUCCAGCUGGAAAGUUAAAAUCAUUGCUGAAUCUGUCUCUAUUCAUUCUGUGAGGAAAAAGACAAUCGCUAGUAAUAUCAUUUAACUGUUCUGUUUCAGCAUUCAUUAAUGAAGAAGUGAGAAUUGGAUCAGAGAAUGGCAAAUACUUAUGUCGCUGCAUCUGAUGGCUACUGCCUUGCUGAACCAGUGCAGUACUGUGAUAUUUUGCCAGAACAAAUCAGUCAUCAGCUGCACGACACUGAUUUUCAAGAAUCACCUUAUAGCCAGUAUUCUACUGUCCAGUUUCCUGCAGCUCUCCAGUCCCCAUCUUUACAAAGUCAUUUCAACACUUACAGUUUGGAUCCACAGUUCAGUGGUGGAGAGUGUCGACUCGCUUCCUAUGAAUUAAAUAAAUCCACUAAUGUGGUUGCCCACGAUGCUGACGAUGGAUACCAUGGGAUAAAAAGGUCCAGACUAACUAUUUCUUCCAUGAGAAUUAAGGGACAGGAAGAAUUCUGUGUAGUUUGUGGUGAUAAAGCAUCAGGAUAUCAUUAUAACGCACUUACUUGUGAAGGUUGCAAAGGGUUUUUUCGACGUAGCAUCACCAGAAACGCGGUAUAUAGUUGCAAGAAUGGUGGUCACUGUGAAAUGGACAUGUACAUGCGUAGAAAAUGUCAAGAGUGCAGACUGAAAAAGUGUAAGGCAGUAGGAAUGCUGGCAGAAUGUUUGCUCACAGAAAUCCAAUGCAAAUCAAAGAGACUUCGAAAGAACUUGAAGCAGACUAGUUUUCACUCUAACAUCAAAGUGGAAGAGGAAGGAGUAGAUAACAAGCUUGUAUCGUCCACCACUAGAUCUGGAAAAGUGAUUCAGGAGAGCAGGGAACUGACUCAAGAGGAACAUCAGCUCAUUAAUAACAUUGUGGCUGCUCAUCAAAAAUAUAAAAUUCAAUUAGAGGAAACAAAGACAUUUCUGCAGGACUAUGCAAAUCCUGAACUGAGCUUUUUGAGACUCUCAGAGAUAGUUCUACAUAUACAGGGGUUAAUGGAUUUUACCAAGGGACUCCCAGGAUUUGAAAAUUUGACCAAUGAGGAUCAGACUGCAUUAUGGAAGGGAUCAAGAACUGAAGUGAUGUUCCUUCAUGGGGCCCAACUUUACAAUCAGAACAAAUGUCUUUCAUCAGCUUCUGAAAGUACUACUAUGAGAAUAUUAAAUCAUUCAUAUCAUUCACUGACUUGUCACAAUCAAAGUGGUAAUGGAAGUGUUAUUUAUUCUAUGGAAACAUUUGGCAAUGGAGACUGUCCUACUAUGCUGACUGGUAUUUCUGAAGAAUUUAUUAGCACACUGCUUUACUUCUACAGAAGAAUGAGUGAGCUUAAUAUUACCGACACUGAAUAUGCUGUGCUUGCAGCAACAACUGUGUUUUUUUCAGAUCGUCCAUGCCUUAAAAAUAAACAACAUGUGGAAAAUUUACAAGAACCAAUUUUACAAAUUUUGUACAAAUAUUCAAAAAUUUAUCACCCAGAAGACCUACAGCAUUUUGCUCGUCUCAUAGGGAGGCUUACAGAACUGAGGACACUGAGUCACAACCAUGCAGAAAUCCUUAGCAUUUGGAAAACAAAGGAUCCCAAAUUGGCUAGUUUGCUCUCUGAGAAAUGGUAUUUGUAUUCACAUUGCUGAAAUUUUAGAAUGUUGUGGUUUGUCUUAAAAGUCCUAAAUCUAGAUUGUUUACUAUUAUAGGAUGACUGAUUUGAAAAACAUGAGUAGCAUUGCUGUGUUACCAAUAUAUCACCAUAAAAUGGACAUCAUCAGGGCUCAUCAAAUUUUAUGGAAUAGAAGAGCACCACUUGAGGGACAUCUAAGAUUCUUACCAAGAUUCUACUCAAAAGAAGCAAUGAUUAUUGUUACUGCAUGGUUCCUUCCAAAGGAAAUAAUGCUAAGUGGAGUUCUUACCUGAAGAAACUCUUCUUAUUUCAUUUAGUAGAAAAUUGAAUGAAAAUAUAUAGAUUUAUUAUAGACAUGAGACAGGCUAUCUAGUGGAGACAAUGUAAUUAGAAUAAAGGCAGUUCGUGAAUCUUAUUAAUUAAGGCCAGAUUGAUGGAUAAGGAACUAACAUUUUAAACCUAUUUCUUAGUUAUAGAAUU